CUGAAACGCACGUUUGUGCUUCGGAAAACCAAAGCAGCUUGUGCGAAGCGCGAAGCGAAAAGCGACCAAGCAAUGGAGGAGGGGGAGCCAUUGUCAUCGCCAAAGACCAGCAGCGAACCCAAAAAGCCGUUUACGGUGCUCAGCCCGAUCAACGACGACCUUCUCCACAACAUUCUCUCCAGGCUACCUGCCAUAUCCUUCGCAUCGGCGGCGUGCGUUAGCAAAUCCUGGAACCACCUCUGCAAUCGCAUUCUCCUCUCUCGCCCUAAGCUCGCCUCUGCUCUCUCUCUCAACCCCUCUCCCCGAAUUGCUGUAGAAGAGGUUCUUGAGAAGGUGCUCUCCGAGCCCAUUCGGCCGCAUUUUGCCAUCGCAAGCAUUGGUAGUGGAUUCAGCUUGAUUGAUGCUUUUCGGCUUAUAACAAAAAAAUUGGGGUCGCGUAUGCCUUUUAUUAUUUCUAAGGCUAGUGGAAUAAUUGGAAGGGAUGCUCUUACCAAUGAAUUUAGAGAGGUCAAGUGGGGAGAUAUUGGUGGUGAUUCGGAUGAUGAAGUUGGCUAUGUACCUGCAGAAGACGAAAACAACGGCAUUGUUUUGACCGUGGGGUGUGUACCUGGAUUAAAAGUUGAUGCUAUCCCACUUUUACGGUCGGUAAAGGAACCACGAGUGGCAAUGGUUGACAAGUUUGUGAUGGAUAUUAAGGAUUACACAGCUUCUGUUUCAGGUUGCACAUCCCCAGUUGGGAUUAUAAUGUUUGGAGAAGGACUUGCUGACAUGAAACCCGUUAUUGAUGCUUUGGAUUAUGCUCUGCCAAUGGAAACCGUCAUUGUGGGUAAUGAGAGAGGCUGCUUUCUAUACAAAAGUGGGGAUGAAUCUAGAAAUGUCUGUGGGAGUGCAAAAUACUUAUCAGAUGCUGUAGCUCUAGUAUUUGCGAUGGAUAGAGAUGAAUCCGUUGGUAAUAUUCAAUUCCAUAUUGCAUUGUCAAGUGGUGUAUCAGCAGUAGGUCCCAUACACAAGGCAGCUUCUGUUAGAGAGAACUGCUCUGAUUGUACUACUUGGCUUACUGCUAGAAGGGAAGGACAACGUGAGGUUCUUGAUGGCCAAAGAAUUCUAGAUGAUAUCAAUGAUGAGUUGGAAAAUCGUAUUGAGAGUCCUGAUCUGUACAUUGGGGUUACAAAACGAAGAAAAUGCUGUGUUGGGUCUGAGAAACCAGGGUCAAUAACAUCCUUGGCAUUCCAUGGAGUUAUAGGCGCAGACGAAGAGUACCUUUAUGUCAAUGGUAUUAACAUCAGAACUGGUGAUUACUUUCAGUUCUACCAUUCAGAUCCCACUACCGCAUUGUCCACAUGCAGUGAUGCCUCUUCAAACCUCAAAAGUCUGAAGGUAGAUGGAAAUUCCAGCAAUGGCCGUCGCCCGAGGGCUGUUGCUGUUAAUAUUGCAAAUAAGGAAGUUUUUGGAGGGUUUAUAUUCUCAUGUGCUGGCCGUGGUGAGUCUUUCUUCGGACGCCCCAGCGUUGAUAGCACUCCAUUCACGGAGAACUUCCCGGGGGUUCCAUUGGCAGGAAUAUAUUGCGGAGGGGAAAUUGGACGCGGCUUUUCAAGCUUGAUUGAAGAAGGCAACAAAGAAGGCUCCGUACACUGCAGUCUGCAUGUCUAUAGUACUGUUUAUCUUGUGAUGUCAUAUACCACAGCUCGUCUAGAGCAUUAAUAUCCAUAUGGGGGGCAACAAUAGUACUGUUAUUUUUGCCCAAAAAUUAAUAUUCUGUUUCACUUGCAAAAGGAAGACGCUCUAGAAUCUAGACCACAGGCGGACAGUGCCCCUUGGGCCUUAGCUAUUUGAUAGGUGUAUUAUGGAUUAUGGGAGAUGUAUUUGUUUGCCUUUUUGCAGUUGACUGUUCAGUUUCUUCCACAUUUCUAUGGACUAACUAUUUUCUAUGGACAUCAAAAUUUCCCCCCUUUUUAUUUA
This is a messenger RNA of Carya illinoinensis, 1959 nucleotides long. RefSeq names its product F-box/LRR-repeat protein At5g63520. Lineage: Eukaryota; Viridiplantae; Streptophyta; Magnoliopsida; Fagales; Juglandaceae. Gene Ontology annotation, biological process: positive regulation of proteasomal ubiquitin-dependent protein catabolic process; protein polyubiquitination. Gene Ontology annotation, molecular function: protein binding. The transcript is spliced from 10 exons. The coding region runs from base 73 to 1701 and encodes 542 amino acids. The record is from RefSeq and is a predicted model, not a curated record.